ACAUUGACGAAGUCGAUCUAUUGGGUCCACAGUGGAUUAAGGCAAUCAACCAUGUGAGCGGGAUUUAAGCACCUUUCCCAUACUUGUUAUAUAUUAACAGCCGUAAGGCGCGAUCGAUCCGCUGCAACCUGGACGCAAAUCAGGCGAUGGACAGAAAUUCCGUAGAAGGCGGUGUUUUAGUUUUACAGUGACGUUUAAAGGCAGGUCUUGGUCAAACCUACCAAUGAUACAAGUCAGUUAUAUUCUGCUGGGAACGAUCGCAAUGCACGGGUGUCGGAGCUCUGCACGGCAAAGGAGCAACCACAGCGAGACGAGGCGAUCAAGGGGAUGCGGCAUCGGUGCGCGGGAGCUGUCCAUCAGCACCACGUCCCCGACGAAAAGCAAGCGAGCAGCGAGCAAAGCGGAGACCCAGUUGCGCCUGUUUUCAGCCUGCCGCCCCCGCCCUCUUCUCAGCACCGAGACCGCACAUCCUCCACCGCCGCUCACCGCCAGAGCCUCCAGGAGCUGCCGUGUCUGAGCCAGCCCUCUCGGCGACCCGUUCACAGCGGCGACCCUCUGGCGAGCUACGACACCGCCCAGCCGCCUUCGCGCCGAACCGGGGAACCAAGCAGCACCGGGAAGCCGGCGCACCUGCAGCAGGAUCCCUGGGCCCCGGCCGGCUCUCGGCGGCAGCAGCAACCGCCGCAGUUGGAGAAGCAGCCUGUUUUUCCGAGCUGCCACUGCAGUUUUUCGGAGCAGGAGGCGAGCCUCUCUCAAAACCGUAACCACCCUGACGAUCUUCUCCCACCACAGCCCUCCCCACCUUUUCCGCCGCCUAUACCGCCGCCACCGCCGUCGUCCUCCUCUUCCUCCCUGCAGUUUUCCCAGGAAUCUAAGAGGGGCGAUCGUCUCCGAAGGAGUGCCAAUAAUUGCCAACAGGCAAGCAUCGUGGAACGCUGCAGGGGAGGAGGAGGAGCAGGAGGGCACCGAGACCACAGGCAGUUGUUGCAGCAACAGCAUCAACAGCACAGUCAUUUAAGACUCCAACAGAGGGACCCCUCCCCUGAAAGAACCCAUGCAAACUUGCAGAAAGGGCGCUCUUUAAAUGUAUGCGAGUCAACCGAGGCUAACAGGAGAGCAUUCGAGCCUCGGACCCAGGACCUGCAGCAGCAACAGAUCCCACAACUACGAGCGCAGCAACAGCUACUGGUGGGGAGCAGCUUGCCUAUCAACUACUGCGCCAGUGGCUCAGGAGAGCUAUGUAGGACUCACCAGGCUCCACUGCUGCAACAGCAAGAGCAGCAGCAGCAGCAGCAGCAGCAGCAGCAGCGGCAAGGCGCACUGGGGCUCUGUCCCCAGCGUCCGCAGCACUGUGAAGACCGCAAUAAGUCUGGGUGGAUCACCGCGCAAGGCGAUCAGGCGCAGCCACACAGCCGCGACUCCCGCGUAACAACCCCGGCGACACAACAGGCAUACGCGGGGAACUCCUCCACGACCGGCAGCAACAGCAGCAAAGACAGCCCCAACUACGGCUCGAGCUAUCACCUGUGGCCGGAGAGCCCGCAUAAAGGAGAGGAGAGGAUACGCAUCGACCACCAUAAGGCCUCUACUGAGCAGAAGAAGCUGAGCCAUGCUGGAUCCAAGCCCUCCCUCUCCGAGAGCAGCGGCCGACUCCCUCAGAUAGCCAUGAACUCCUGCAAGUACAAUGGCGGCGUGGUGAGACCACUGGUGGGCAGCCUGGCGUCCUCGUCGCGCCGCAACCUCGCGGAGCUCGACUCGGAGACCCAGCCCUUGCAGACGCUGCACAGCUCUGGCCUGGAAGUGGUGGUGUCCAAGGGCAACGGCGGCGAAGACCCCAGCAAGGCGUCCAACGAGAGCUUGGUCAGGGAGGGCAGCGCGCGGGGCGGAGGCAGGGCACCGCAGAAGAAGAACAGGGACAUUGGCUACAGGCUCGGCCACCGCCGGGCGCUGUUUGAGAAGCGGAAGCGACUCAGCGACUACGCACUCAUCUUCGGGAUGUUUGGGAUUGUCGUCAUGGUGACAGAGACGGAGCUGUCAUGGGGGGUUUACACUAAGGAAUCUUCAUACUCAUUUGCACUGAAAUGCCUUAUCAGCCUUUCCACUGUUAUAUUGCUUGGUCUUAUAAUAAUGUACCAUGCCCGGGAAAUCCAGCUGUUUAUGGUCGACAAUGGUGCGGACGAUUGGAGGAUAGCCAUGACGUAUGAGCGGAUCUUCUUCAUCGUGCUGGAGCUGCUGGUUUGUGCCAUCCAUCCCAUCCCGGGCCAGUACGUCUUCACCUGGACGGCCCGGCUGGCCUUCACCUACACGCCGUCGGUGGCCGACGCCGACGUGGACAUCAUCCUCUCCAUCCCCAUGUUCCUGAGGCUCUACCUGAUAGGCAGGGUCAUGUUACUCCACAGCAAGCUGUUCACGGACGCUUCAUCUCGCAGCAUCGGCGCCCUCAACAAGAUCAACUUCAACACACGCUUCGUCAUGAAGACCCUCAUGACCAUCUGCCCGGGAACUGUUCUGCUGGUGUUCAGCAUAUCCUCCUGGAUCAUUGCUGCAUGGACUGUGCGCGUCUGUGAGAGGGAUACCAUGUAUCACGACAAACAGGAAGUGACCAGUAACUUCCUGGGAGCCAUGUGGCUCAUAUCGAUCACCUUCCUCUCCAUUGGUUAUGGGGACAUGGUGCCACACACGUACUGCGGGAAAGGCGUGUGUCUGCUUACAGGGAUUAUGGGAGCUGGUUGCACUGCACUGGUGGUUGCAGUGGUAGCCAGGAAGCUGGAGCUGACCAAGGCUGAGAAGCAUGUCCACAACUUCAUGAUGGACACACAACUCUGUAAACGAGUAAAGAACACAGCUGCCAAUGUACUCAGGGAAACAUGGCUCAUCUACAAACACACUAAGUUGGUCAAAAAGAUCGAUCACGCCAAGGUGCGGAAACACCAGCGCAAGUUUCUCCAAGCCAUUCACCAAGCUCAGAAACUGCGCAGUGUGAAGAUGGAGCAGAGGAAACUCAAUGAUCAGGCCAACACAUUGGUGGACCUGGCAAAGACCCAGAAUGUGAUGUAUGACCUCGUGUCAGAGCUGCAGGAGCGCAGUGAGGAGCUGGACAAGCGCAUCGGCACAUUGGAGGACAAGCUGGACUCGGUGACGGGCAGCCUGCAGGCGCUGCCCUGCCUCAUCUCCCAAGCCAUAACCCAGCAGCAGCAGGACUUUCUGGACGGCUUUGUUCACCGCUUUCGGCCCGCUUCACUAGCCUCUGAGCGCUCUGAGCGCUCCGAGCGAUCCUGGACUUCCACCGCCCGGAGGCGGCGCUCUCCCUCGACAGCACCACACACGUCCUCUGAUAGCGGAUAACCGUGACGAACCCACUGCAAUCGCAUUCCAGCCCCAACUUUCCCCAACGCAAAUCGUCACCUUGCUCCGUCCUAUCCAAGCGGUCCCUGUAACCACUGGCUAGUCCAUGUCUGGACUAAUAAUGAAUCCAUAUCUUGACCCCGGGGCUGAUCCUUACCCGUAUUCGCUCCUCUGUCAUCAAAUCCAAAAACCAAUUCCUGUGUGACUGAGCCUCACAGCACAGGACUGGAAUCAGAGCUUCUCAAAAAGAACAAAGAAAAGCGAACAGACAUAAACCAAGAAAACACAAAUGCAUACAAAAAAGUAAAAGAGAAAAACAAAUUUAAAUGACGGAAAAACCGAGAAAAAGUAGAGAUAUGGUUUAUGUUUUAGCCAUUGUAUGGCUGUUCAAGUUAGCUUUUUUGUAAAAGCCCUUGUAUAGUUAAAAAAAAGACUGAUUUUAGGGUCGCUGGGGUGAGAGCUGGCUAUCACACCGGAGAGUCCUUAACCACAAAGGGGGGAAGUCGGUCUGUGGAGCCUCGGGCUCACCUGCUGGUCCUCUGAGGGAGUGGAGGACACCCCUCCACCCGUCCUCCUGUCCUGUCCCCGUCUGUCUGGUGAGGAGAGCGGGCCGAACUAUUGCAUUUCCCUUCCAAAGGACUGGAGUCAUGGAUUGGAGUUGGGUGAAAGUUUUAGGCGAGGCUGCAAAAGCUCUGACUGGAGGUCAGUGUUUGAAAAAAGUAGAAACUGUCCCACAAAAGAAGAGCAAAGAGGAUGCAUAUGGCGUUACUACUGGGUAGAAAAAACUUACACAGUUGCCAACUUCAAGGUUUCCGCUUCCUUGUUCUUACCAGGGGAAAAUGAGAGGGACUAUCUUUUUUAGUUACAUAUUGACAUGUGAUUUUUCAGUGCCUGAAUGUAUAAAUAGUAGAGGGUUAUUUAAUUACUAAUUUCAGAGCUUUUUUACGAUGUUAACAGUCUGAAUACAGCAUUGCAUUCCUUUUUCAGAUACAUUCCUCUCCAAAAAUUUAAAGAAAAUGUCUUAAUGUAAUGCAUAACAUUGCCUCCAUCACACAGCAAAUCUAAAUGUUUUAAAAAUCUUUGAUUUCUUCUACUUCUACUAACACCGUGAGAAAUGAAACGGUUCUGAGGAUAAGCAACGGUGAGACAGAGAAUAUUUGUAAGUGUCUGUCAGAGAACGAGUUCACUUUUAGCUCAACGUUGCACACUCAUACACACGACAAUGAAACAUGUAGUCCUCUAUCUUUCUCACCACCACAAAUUAGAGCUUCCUGAGGUCUUCAGCGUGGCUUGAGGUCUGCUGGUAUGUAUGGCCACACAGGCACACGUCACUGGUCAAACUGAGAAGCCAACGCGGCCCUUUGCAUGGCUCUGUGCAGAAAUCACAACGGAACACAACCUUCCUCAGAUGGCUUUUUUUAAAUGAUUUACAUGAUUUUUAUUUUUGUCUUUUGCCUUUUUUUUCCCUUUCAUUUACUUCAAAAUUGUACCCGGAUAUCUUGGGUUUUUAUAGUUGCAGAACCUAGAGAGUGGCAGUAAUGUGAUUCUGUAAUGCAUUACCUGUUUUAAAUGUGAGAUGAAGAAAAAACGCUUCAACAAAAGGAUACAAAUAAAAGUGCUUAAGGAACUUUGCUCAAUGGGUUCCUCUAUAGAUUUAAAAAAUAUUUUGGGCAGUGCAAUUAUUAAGUCCAGCCAAGUGUUGGAUGAGAAGAUUGACACUACUUUUAUUUCUGUAUAGUAUAUGAAGCUACUACCAGCAACUAGAUAGCCUAGCUUAACAUUAAGACGGGAAACUUGUAAGCUUAGAUCCUUCUAAAACAUUAUUCCUUACCUUUUAUUUAAUCCGUAAAAACUGAAAUGCAAUCACUUCCUGGAGUUUCCCCUGGUCUCAUUUUGACAACACAACUCUAGGAAAUAGGGUUCCCGUAAAACCACAAAUAGUUGUUAAUGCACUUCUUUUGUACGGAUUAGACUUAAUUGAUUUAUAAGCUUAAUUUAUAAGCUUUGGUGCUUAUAAGUGGAUUUUUUUUUUUUACCUUUUGUACAUGCUAGCUGUUUUCAUACUUUUUGCUGUCUUUAUGUUAUGCUAAGCUAACCCGCUGCUAGCUAGCUAGCAAAAAGAGUGGUGUGCGUUGUCUCCUCCAACUCUAAGCAAGAAAGUGAAUAAGCAUAUUUCCCAAAAUGUCAAACCAUUCCGUUAACAUCGGCCUCUGUUUGGUUUCUCCAAGAGACAUAAUACAUGAUAUCACAAGAUAGAGAUAUUAAAACAUUUGAAAACCUCAAAAGCAUGGCGUUUGAAGCAUCCUAGAGUAGUGAAAAAUGUAGGAUCUUUGAAGUAAUUUCUUUCCAAGGUACAUAUUAGAAGUUUAUCAGGAAAUCAGCAGAUUAGCGGGCUAGCAUGCUGUCCUGAAGAAGUUUGAAUGGUAGAAAAGUCUCAAAAGAAUGUUUGAGGUAAAAGUCAUCUUCAUGGCCCCUUGAGAUAACUGACAAAUAGGAUCCGUAUUAUGUGAUACUUCUUAAUUGUUUCUGAGCUGCUUUUGCUUGAAUUGGGGCGAAGUCUGAGCCCUGUGAGACAGCGAGUGAGACGGCUCUCCCACAGGCUCUCCACUGACCAGAGAGCCCUUCAUUUGAGAACAUAUUCAGUUUGCUACGAGAGGAACUUAAUCAAGCAUGAGUAUUAGCUUUUUUCCUUUCGACUUGAGUUGAUGAAGCAUGACUCUUUACUGCCCCCACCUCCAGCCACUCCUCGUACAGUGCUGCGCUGCAUCCUCCCAGUAUGACGGGAUCUAUCACGCCAUUACAGUUAGUGUCAUCUAGCAAGUCACGGCGGCUCAUGGAAGACUAUCUGCUUGGUUAUGGCCUUACCUGCCUUUUGCAAACCAUGGUUUGCAUCUUCACAACGUGUCAUGUUAGAAACAUCAACCCCCCCCCACACACGCACACGCACACAGAGGCAAAUGGCCUGCAGCAAAGACCUUUGAGUGGUUUGAAUGGGAAAAAAAACAAACAGACAGACAGGAGAAAGCAGGGGAACCGCCAGUUCCUGUUCCGUAUUGCACGGCGUGUGUGGUAUCCAGUUACACAGAUGCUGAAGUGUCCUCCCCAGAGAGACGUGGAGGAGCUGGUGCUAAGGACUUCAUCCUUCACCAGGCAACAGGAGGAAGGUGAGACGAGAUUGAAAAAACAAGAAAUAAGAGACGAGCCAAAGCUAAUUUACUAACAUGUUCGUUUAGCACAAGAGAGUGGUUGUCCUGUUAAUAUGACCUCAUUGUAGAUGUCGCCAAGUGAACAGGACAACCAGUGAACCGCAGGUUAAAGUAGAUGGGUCCAAUGCACAGCAUGGUGCAAGUUUAGUAGAAAAGAAAAAAAACAGGAUACAAAAGAUUAUUUUAAUUUCACACUUUUUCUGAUGAUGGAGAUAUAAUCUGUUUAAAUCCUGUAAACGUUUGUUUUCUUCUUUAUUCCUUGUCACCAACAAAGUCCUGCCAAAACACCAUUCCAAUAUUUAAUAGGAACAUGAUUUUCUCCACCAGAAAAUAAAAAAUGCACAGCAUUUUGUAGUGAAGUGAGGGCCAUUCAUGAUGUUCUAAUGAUGGUAGAUGAGUCCAAGUGAUAAACGCAUCCCAAAGUCUUUUAUUAUCCUGAAAAGUAGACUUUCCUCAUAGAGCAGAAAUCAGAAUACAGUACUUCUACUUAACAAAAAACAGAGUGAAAAAAACCCAAAAGUGAAGAAAUGUAACCCAAUCAUUGUUCUGUGUACACUGCCACAUGAUGCAUAAUGUACGUAGUAGCACUGGAAUAAAUCAACUUUUAAUGGAUGGCAAAUGGGUUUAACAUGUUCUCUGUAAACUGUUUGCGGUUCCUUCAUUUUGCAGGUCAACUUUUGUCCGUGCAAGGAGAGACACCAACGUCAAAUCAUUAAAGACUUUCUUCAGCAAAGA
Messenger RNA from Gasterosteus aculeatus aculeatus (three-spined stickleback), 7286 nucleotides. The record is from RefSeq and is a predicted model, not a curated record. NCBI's taxonomy places the organism in Eukaryota, Metazoa, Chordata, Actinopteri, Perciformes, Gasterosteidae.